CCAUUUUGGCGACGGGAAGAGCUCGGGUGUGGGGCUGCGGAAGGCUGCGGUGGUGACGAUAACUUAAAAGGAAAACGUCCGCCCUCUCCGCCUGAAAUGGCCAAUGUGCUCUGUAACAGAGCCAGACUGGUCUCCUACCUCCCAGGAUUUUGCUCUUUAGUUAAAAGGGUUGUCAGUCCGAGAGCCUUUUCAACUGUAGGAUCUUCAGGUUCUGAUGAGUCUCAUGUAGCCACUGCACCACCAGAUAUCUGCUCUCGAACAAUCUGGCCUGAUGAAACUAUGGGACCAUUUGGACCACAGGAUCAGGGGUUCCAACUUUCUGGGAACAUGGGCUUUGAUUGCCACCUUAAUGGGACAUCUUCACAGAGGAAAAGCCAGGCUUAUAAAACAUUGCCUGAUGUCCUGGCAGAACCUUUAUCGAGUGAAAGACAUGAGUUUGUGAUGGCACAGUAUGUUAAUGAAUUUCAGGGUAAUGAUACACCUCUUGAACAAGAAGUUAAUAGUGCAGAAACUUACUUUGAAAGUGCUAAAGUAGAGUGUGCCAUCCAAACAUGUCCAGAAUUGCUGAGAAGAGAUUUUGAAUCACUGUUUCCAGAAGUAACAACCAACAAAUUAAUGGUUUUGACUGUAACCCAGAAAACUAACUAUGAUAUGACUAUUUGGAGUGAGAAAGUAGAAAAUGAGAUAGAAAUGCUUUUAGAAAAGUUCAUUAAUGGUGCUAAGGAAAUUUGCUAUGCUCUUCGAGCUGAAGGCUAUUGGGCGGACUUUAUUGACCCAUCAUCUGGUUUGGCAUUUUUUGGACCAUAUACCAACAGCACACUUUUUGAAACUGAUGAAUGCUAUCGUCAUUUAGGAUUCUCUGUUGAUGAUCUUGGCUGCUGUAAAGUGAUUCGUCAUAGCAUCUGGGGUACUCAUGCAUUUGUAGGUAGCAUUUUCACUGAUGCAACACCAGAGAGCCAUAUUAUGAAGAAAUUAAGUGGCAACUAGCAG
This is a messenger RNA of Elephantulus edwardii (Cape elephant shrew), 990 nucleotides long. RefSeq names its product methylmalonic aciduria and homocystinuria type D homolog, mitochondrial-like. Gene Ontology annotation, cellular component: mitochondrion. The record is from RefSeq and is a predicted model, not a curated record. The coding region runs from base 97 to 987 and encodes 296 amino acids. Lineage: Eukaryota; Metazoa; Chordata; Mammalia; Macroscelidea; Macroscelididae. Gene Ontology annotation, biological process: cobalamin metabolic process. The transcript has a single exon.